Molecule: messenger RNA, 1716 nt
Organism: Toxorhynchites rutilus septentrionalis
Lineage: Eukaryota; Metazoa; Arthropoda; Insecta; Diptera; Culicidae
Exons: 1
Coding region: 1-1716 (571 amino acids)
Source: RefSeq, a predicted model, not a curated record
AUGCAAAGGGAGGACCGCGAUACUUGGUUAUUAUUCAUCCUCAUUCAGAAAUUGGAUCACGAAACCAAGCAGCUUUGGUACCAGAAGGUUGCUGACAUGCCCGAAGGGAACAUAACCCUGAAGAUGUUUCUCGCUUUCAUCGAUUCACAUAGUUUCGCUCUGCAAUCUGCGCAACCUGUUAAGCCGCGAACAAUUGUGUCCAAGCCACCUGUGAAGCCACCGUAUAGAGGAGCAACAACAUUCGUUGCCACCAACAUUUCUUCAAAUUGCAACGUCUGUGCCAAAUCAGCUCAUCCGCUUUACCAGUGCGGUAAAUUUGUUCAUAUGAGCUCAGAGGAGAAGCUUUCACUUAUCAACUCACGAAUGCUGUGUCGCAAUUGCUUAAAAGAACAUCGUGGUGAAUCGUGCAGAUCCGGGAAUUGUCGGAAAUGUGGCUUACUCCACCACACCCUGCUGCACGCUGCCCUCACGCCAACAUCGCAUGCUGUCCCCAAUAGUGGUAGUCUGGCCGCACAAUCAUUGAUUUCGGCCCUCGAUGCUCCCACAGAUUUCGAUGCUUCCAACGUACUCCUCGCCACAGUGGCCAUAAACGUACUGGACAAGCAAGGACGGCCACAUGCAUGUCGCGCUGUGCUUGAUUGCGCAUCUCAAGUAAGUUUUAUCAGCCAGAGUUUUUGCAACGAACUUGGUCUCGAGUUGCAAGAAGCUGAUAUGAAUCUCGAAGGUAUCUCGGCUACACCUGCGCAUGCAGACAAAUGCGUGCCAAUCGUCAUAACAUCCCGAUGCACGGACUAUCGCACCACAGUUCCGUGUAUGGUGUUAGAAAGAAUCACUAAAACGCUUCCUGUUAAACCAGCGAACAUUGACGGUUGGCCCAUGCCGCAUUCAAUCAACCUAGCCGACCCAGUGUUUCACCGUCCAGGUAAAAUCAGCGUGCUCCUCGGCAUUGAAUUAUUCUUCCAGUUGCUUGAGCCUGGAAAGAUCAUCCUGAGUCCUGAUGGCGAUCUACCAACCUUGCAGAACACCAAGCUAGGUUGGGUGGUUGCUGGUCGCUAUCGUAAACCCACCAUCUCACCAUACACGAAGUCUUCGACGUGUUUGUUGACCACCUCUGACGAUAACCUCAAUCAUCAGUUGCGUAGAUUUUGGGAGUUAGAGGAAUGCUGCACAUCUACGCCCCACUUCAGCGAGGAGGAAAAAUUGUGUGAAGAUCACUUUCACAAACACACCACUCGUGACGACACUGGAAAAUUUAUUGUUCGCUUGCCGUUCCUUCAUCCCCCGAGUCAACUUGGAGACUCCAGACAAACAGCCGAAAAGCGUUUGUUUCAAAUCGAGAAAAAAUUGCAAAGAAACCCGCACCUGAAACAGGAGUACCAUGCAUUUCUUCGGGAAUAUUGUGAACUUGGUCACACGACACUUGCCGAAGAAGCAUCUCCGAGAGUUGCCGUAUACCUCCCCCAUCACUGUGUGGUUAAGGAGAAUAGCUGCACCACGAAAUGUCGCGUCGUGUUUGAUGCCUCAGCCAAGACCACCACUGGCAAGUCACUGAAUGAUAUGCUAAUGUGUGGUCCCGUUCUGCAAGACUCAAUAGUCGACAUUCUUCUCCGAUUCCGAUUCCCGUCCGUUGUAAUUAUCGGCGACAUUAAACAAAUGUAUCGCAUGAUCCAAAUCCACGAAGCGGAUCGUGAUUUCCAGCGGAUCCUUUGGCGAUAG